AUGGAUACAGGAAUUAAUGUCGUACUAGGUAUCUUGAGAUGGAUCCCAAAAUCUGGAUUAUUUGUGCGUGUCUUAAUUUUCUUAUUUGACAUGCUUGCUUAUUUUGUUCUCUAUACAAUUUCUGUUGUUAAUGCUGCGAAUGUCUCUGCUCAAGUCAGCAAUAUCCCAAUGUUGAGCGGGACGAACUUUAAAGUUUGGAAAGAAGCCGUGGAAAUUGUCCUCAGCUGUAUGGAUUUGGAUCUUGCACUUCGUUCAGAUCGACCCGCUUCUAUUCCGGAAAACCCCAAAGAGGGUAAAAUUGAAAAGUGGGAUCGCUCUGACCGGAUGUGCUUGAUGAUCAUGAAACGUUCCAUUCCGGAAGCGUUUCGGGGCUCUAUUACUGAGAGCGGGAGUGCCAAGAAGUUCCUUGAAGAAAUUGAGCAAUAUUUUGCCAAGAACGGAAAAUCGGAGGCGAGUAACCCUUUGGCUAAACUCGUUUCCAUGAAGUAUAAGGGCAAAGGGAACAUAAGGGAGUACAUCAUAGAGAUGUCUCAUCUCGCAUCAAAACUCAAGUCGCUUAAGUUGGAGCUGUCUGAUGACUUGCCCGUACACUUGAUUUUGACCUCUCUUCUUGCGCACUUUGGGCAAUUCAAAGUGAGUUAUAACACUCAGAAGGACAAAUGGUCCCUAAAUGAGCUUAUAUCUCACUGUGUGCAAGAAGAAGAGAGGCAACAGCGUGAUAAGACUGAGAGUGCUCACUUGGACUCAACCUCUCAGAACAAGAAAAAGAAGAGAGCUAAUGAUGCUGUGGAAGGAACUUCUUAG
This is a messenger RNA of Olea europaea var. sylvestris, 804 nucleotides long. RefSeq lists its product as uncharacterized. The coding region runs from base 1 to 804 and encodes 267 amino acids. The transcript is spliced from 2 exons. Lineage: Eukaryota; Viridiplantae; Streptophyta; Magnoliopsida; Lamiales; Oleaceae. The record is from RefSeq and is a predicted model, not a curated record.